AUGGAAAAUGCUACUUCUUCACCAGUUACCAUUACAUCUCCUUCACGUUCAGAUACAAGUGGUUCCCCAAACAAAAAGGAAUUAAAGCAAUCUUCACCUAAACCAAGAAAAAAACAACGACAAAAGGAAGCAACUUCUCCUACUUUUAAAACAAACAGUUCAUCUGAUUCAUUCAAUUUAUCAACACAACCUUUAUCAACAUCAACAGAAAUCAAUAGAAAUAUUAAUAAUACUGACAAUAAUGAAAACGAUCAAGACACCAUCAAGAAUACACGCGACACAUCAACACUGAAUCAACCCAAAUUUAGAUAUACUACGUUUCCACUCAAAGGUUAUACUAUUCUACCAACUCGCAAUAUUACAAGUUCUUUUGUAAGAUCUGAUAUAUCUUAUGUCAAAGGGAACAAAGCUGGUGAUGAUGCUAUAUGUCCAAACGCUGAAGAAGAAUGGCAUGAUACUAUUAUUAUUCAUCCUGGAUCACGUAAUCUUCGCAUUGGUUUGGCUUCUGAAGCUUAUCCUAUUACUGUACCACACGUUAUUGCACGACGAAUGAAAUAUACUAAUCAACCUAGAACAGCAACAAGAACAACAACAAGCGAUAUUGAUGCUAUGCAAGUGGAUGAUGAAGAACAACAAAAUAAUAACGAUGAUGAUGAUGAUGAAGAAAAAAGAGAACAACAUGAUGAUGCUAUCCGAGAAAUGCGAAACGAACUAAAUUGGCGAAUGAAGAAUGCAAAACGAAGAACUAUUCCAAAUGCCGAUAAUCAAGUUAUCAGCUUCAACACAAACGCUCCCAAAGAAACUAUUCCAGAUCAUAAUGAUCCAUACCGUGUAGAUUGGAUUGAUCUCAAGGACUCGGCAGCAUUACAGGAUGUUUAUGUGGCUGAUAAGGCACUCAAAGUCCCUCUUGAUGGUGAUGAUGAUAAAUCGGAUUAUCGGUUAUUUUAUCCUUGGCGAAACGGUACUUUGAAUCAUAUGGAUUAUUCUUCUCUAUAUGCUGUCUUGGGUGAUUUACAAACUAUUUGGACUUCUGUUAUUCAUUCCGAAUUGGAUAUUGAAGAUCAUACAUUUGAGAAUUUUAAUGCGGUUUUGGUGGUGCCGGAUAUCUUUCACCGAUCUUAUAUAUGUGAAUUGAUUACGAUGAUGUUACAACACAUGAAAUUUAGAGGUGUCAUAGUCCAACAAGCGUCUGGAUGUGCUACUUUUGGAGCAGGUGUCUCGAGCGCAUGUGUGGUUGAUAUUGGAGCUCAAACUACUACAAUUACAUGUGUGGAUGAAGGAGUACCUAUAGUGGAUUCGAGAAUGACAAUCAAUAUUGGUGGCGAUGACAUCACCAAAACAUUCACUUCUUUCUUACAAGAUAAUCAAUUUCCUUAUCAUGAUUUGAACUUGGCAAGAUCCUAUGAUUGGCGAUUGGUGGAAGAACUCAAGGAAAAAUGGUGUACUAUGAAUGAAGCCGAAAUCAGUGUUCAAGUAUAUGACUUUUUUGUUAGGGCACCUCAUCAACAUACAUACAAAUAUCAAUGCAAAGUAUACGAUGAAGUUUUCUUGGCUCCUCUAUGUUUGGUAUAUCCUGCUAUUCUGAACAAUCACAAGGAUGAUAUGGAAGAUGAAAACAGUGAUCUUAUGUAUAAUGGUUUUACUUCCAACGGCGUUAUUGAUGAUAUUGCAGAAGAACCUAAUAAAAAAACGAACGUUUAUCGAUAUUAUCCUAUUGACGUUGCAAUUGCACAAUCUAUCCAGUCUGCAUCUGGUAAUUCUGAUGAUCGACUCAAGCGAUACUUUACAAAUAUCAUUGUGGUUGGAGGAGGUGGUAAGAUCAGCAACUUUGAUAGAGUGUUGGAAGAUCGGCUUCUGUCUACGGUGAUUGCAAGAUCAUCCAUGGUCGACAAUGUGGAAGUGUUACCAGCGCCUCGUGAAUUAGAUCCUCAAAUCCUGGUGUGGAAAGGUGCGUCUGUAUUGUGCAAGCUGGAUAUUGCCAAGGAUAUGUGGAUUGGUGAAUCAGAAUGGCUUGAAGCUGGUUCUCGCUUAUUACGGGAUCGUUCUAUGUUACUAUGA
Messenger RNA from Halteromyces radiatus, 2058 nucleotides. RefSeq lists its product as uncharacterized. NCBI's taxonomy places the organism in Eukaryota, Fungi, Mucoromycota, Mucoromycetes, Mucorales, Cunninghamellaceae. Gene Ontology annotation, cellular component: Ino80 complex. The record is from RefSeq and is a predicted model, not a curated record. The transcript has 5 exons. Gene Ontology annotation, biological process: double-strand break repair; regulation of DNA-templated transcription. The coding region runs from base 1 to 2058 and encodes 685 amino acids.